Folsomia candida is the source of this 1874-nucleotide messenger RNA. RefSeq names its product sodium/glucose cotransporter 4. Lineage: Eukaryota; Metazoa; Arthropoda; Collembola; Entomobryomorpha; Isotomidae. The record is from RefSeq and is a predicted model, not a curated record. Gene Ontology annotation, cellular component: plasma membrane. Gene Ontology annotation, biological process: transmembrane transport. Gene Ontology annotation, molecular function: D-glucose:sodium symporter activity. The coding region runs from base 1 to 1758 and encodes 585 amino acids. The transcript is spliced from 13 exons.
AUGAAUUACGCGUUAGGCACUCGUAAUUUUUGUACGAUUUUGAUGUCAUCAAAAAAGAAAAACAGCUCCGCCCUUGAUUUUUUUCUCGCGUCAAAAAAUAUGCACUGGAUUCCAGUCGGAGCUUCCGUUUUCGCCACGAAUAUCGGGAGUGGAAACUUUGUCGGAUUAGCGGGAUCCGGUGCAGCAAGUGGGAUUGGAGUUGCAAGUUUUGAGUUGAACGCAAUAUUUGUCCUAAUUUUACUGGCAUGGGUAUUUAUCCCUGUUUACAUGGCUGCUGAAGUGAACACGAUGCCGGAGUACUUAACGAAACGCUUUGGAGGGGAUCGGAUUCGGAUUUGUAUCGCAGUUUUGUCCUUGCUCUUGUACAUUUUCACCAAAAUAGCGGCUGACCUAUACGCGGGUGCCCUCUUUAUUCAACUUGCCCUCGGCUAUGACGGCGACCAAGGCGAAUUCGUCUCCAUUUUUAUUCUGCUCCUGGUGGCGGCAGGAUUUACGAUUGCCGGAGGACUAAGCGCCCUCAUGUGGGCAGAUUUGGUGCAAACGGUCCUCAUGGUCAUUGGUGCUGUGGGACUUAUGAUAUUAUCAUUCCGAGCGGUUGGCGGAUACAACGAGCUCGUACGAAAGUACGUAGCGGACGAGGCUAGCGGAAAUGCGAGCACGUGCGGAGUCCUGCCUGGUUAUUCGAUGCAUCUAUUUCGCCCCAUUCUUCCCGGCGAGUCGGAUCUGCCCUGGACCGGGAUGCUAACAGGGAUGACAAUUUCGUCAAUAUGGUUUUGGUGUGCAGAUCAGGUGACUGUACAAAGAGUACUAGCCGCCAAAUCCCUCACUCAUGCAAAAGCGGGAUGUUUGUUUGCCGCCGUUUUGAAAUUCCUGCCAAUGUAUCUCGUCGUAUUUCCUGGGAUGGCGGCCAGAAUUUUGUACAAGAAUACCGUUGCCUGCUCCACACCGGAAGUUUGUUCCAAAGUUUGUGGAUCAAAGUCAGGAUGCACGAAUAUUGCGUAUCCUGAAUUGGUCCUAAACCUCCUUCCAGUUGGAUUAACCGGGACAAUGGUGGCCGUAAUGCUGGCAGCAAUUUUAUGCUCACUUACCUCAAUUUUCAACUCUGCUUCGACAAUUUUUACGAUGGAUAUUUGGAGCAAAAUUAGAAAACAGGCGUCCGACGUGGAACUACUUGUCGUUGGAAGGGUAAGCAUUGUCGUCCUUUUGGCAAUAUCGGUCGCCUGGGUGCCAAUCUUGAGGGAGUUGAGGUCCGCCGAACUGUUCGUUUAUGUCAACCAAGUCGCGAAUUUCUUAGCACCGCCGAUUACAGCAAUAUUUAUGAUGGCCAUUCUCAUACCGAGAACGACGGAAGAGGGUGCAUUUUGGGGUUUAAUGAUCGGAUUGUUCCUUGGCGUGGCUAGAUUCGUACUCGAGUAUUGCUUUCCAGCCCCACUUUGUUCACUCGGCUUGAUCGAUACCCGGGCCAGGUGGAUAAAGUGGUUUGUAGACGAUAUUCACUAUUUACACUAUGGACUUCUCCUCUUUUUGGUGACAUUUGCUAUAACGCUGACAAUCAGUUUGAUAUCGCAGCCUACACCUGCUACGGAGCUUAUCAAAUUAACUUUUUGGACGAGGCAUAACGUCAAUACUUCUGAACAACCGGAAGUGCAGGAGGACAAAGACGCAAUAAUCGAAACUGAGUUGGAAAAGAGAUUGACAAAUUCCUGUGCUAUUGUUCUGCUCGUCGCCACAGUUUCUAUUUUCGUAUAUUAUGCGUAGCGAGUAUACUUUUGAAAUACCUAGGGAUUUGACAGCAAGGUUGUAGCCAAUUUAAUUUUUUGCCAUGCUUCUUUGUUUUGCAUUAUCUACAGGGUGUUAAUAAAGUCCGAUCCCAU